This is a messenger RNA of Diabrotica virgifera virgifera (western corn rootworm), 6248 nucleotides long. RefSeq names its product 5-hydroxytryptamine receptor-like. Gene Ontology annotation, molecular function: G protein-coupled receptor activity. The record is from RefSeq and is a predicted model, not a curated record. The coding region runs from base 1 to 1176 and encodes 391 amino acids. Gene Ontology annotation, cellular component: membrane. Lineage: Eukaryota; Metazoa; Arthropoda; Insecta; Coleoptera; Chrysomelidae. The transcript has 6 exons. Gene Ontology annotation, biological process: adenylate cyclase-activating adrenergic receptor signaling pathway.
AUGACAGGAAACGUAUUUGUAAUAGCGGCCAUCCUGUUGGAACGGAAUCUACAAAACGUCGCAAACUAUCUAAUCCUUUCCUUGGCCGUCGCCGAUCUUCUAGUGGCCUGUCUUGUUAUGCCGUUGGGAGCUGUCUACGAGGUCAGUCAGGAAUGGACAUUGGGACCAGAAUUGUGUGAUAUGUGGACCUCUAGUGAUGUCUUAUGUUGUACGGCAUCGAUCUUACAUCUAGUAGCCAUUGCAUUGGACAGAUACUGGGCAGUCACAAACAUCGACUAUAUUCAUCAAAGAACAUCAAAACGUAUUGGCAUCAUGAUCUUCAUUAUUUGGCUAGUGUCGUUCUUCGUUUGCAUAGCACCUUUAUUGGGUUGGAAAGAUCCCAACUGGGAGGUUCGCCUUAGGGAUAAGAAAUGUAUAGUCAGCCAAGAUAUUUAUUACCAGAUAUUUGCUACUGCUUCAUCUUUCUAUCUUCCUUUGAUGGUCAUCCUAAUAUUAUACUGGAGGAUAUUUCAAACAGCAAGAAAACGGAUCAGGAGAAGACAAGUUCUAAGUAAAAAUAAUGAAGAAGGAGCUAAGAAUCCAGCCGCUGGAGGGAUUGCUGGUGGACUUGCUGCGGCUAGUGGUACAGAAGGCAACGCAUCUCAAACAGUAGAAGAAAAUGAAAACAGUGGCAUAGCAGCUGCUGUAGUAACUGUAAUCGGUCGUCCUUUGCCGACAAUAUCUGAAACAACCACAGCAUUUACGAACAUAUCUUCGAACAACAGCAGCCCUGAGAAAACCUCAUUCGCUAACGGUCUCGAAGCUGAUCUUCCAACUACAACGGAAUGUAGUGUAACUUACCAACCCCAUCAUUACCCUAUAAAAAGGAAAACAAGAGAUGGGAUGGACUCCAAGAGAGAAAGAAAAGCAGCCAAAACAUUAGCAAUUAUAACAGGGGCGUUUGUGCUCUGUUGGCUACCGUUCUUUAUAAUGGCUGUUUUAUUGCCCAUAAAUCCUAACGUAUUUGAUAAAUAUUUGGUGUCUAUAUGUCUAUGGUUAGGAUAUUUUAAUUCGACGCUUAAUCCUAUUAUAUACACUAUUUUUAGUCCAGAAUUUAGGCACGCUUUUAAGAAAAUUCUUUGCGGAAGGAAUUACGCUAGAAGAAAUAGGCACUUUGGUGUUAGAAACUUUCAAUGAUGGAGGCAAAGUGGUCGCUUACCUUCGGAUACGGAUCCGCCAGUGGCGGCGAGGCUAGCUGCAAUAGUUGCAGCGCCCGCUGUAGCUAGCGGAUCCAGAAAUGUCACUUUUAAAUGUGAUUGAUCCGAAGGUAGGAGAUCACUUAAUGCGAUCUCGCCGUGUGUAGAAGUGGAAAACAGCAGUACAAGUAGUGAAAACAGAAGAGUUGUGCUUGAGAUGCAAACAUUUUAAAUAAAUACGUAGUUAAAACCAUUGUAAUAUACUUUAGAUAUCAACACAACACAGGAAAAGCGGGUACCAAUAUAACUAUUCUAUUAUUAUAUUUUAUAUAAAUGUAAUAUUACAGUAUGGUAGCAGUGCUCAUUUUUUAUAUAUUAAGAAUUAAGGCCCUAAACUCUAUUGUAAAAUCAUAUCUAUUUCCUGAAACAGUCUACACUUACUUGGUUUCAAAAUUUUGUUUGCUCAUGUUAUAGGUUAAUCAAUCUGCUUACUACUACAAACAUUUUAAUUUCGUUUAAUAAUAUAUAUUUUAAAUCGAGAUUACUAGGCCAAAUCAUUUUAAUAUACAUUCCUAACUUCUGAAUUCAAAUUUAGUAUGUUUAAUAAUAUGUUUACUUAAUAUAUUUAAUGUUUAUUUUUAUAUGGGUCAUCCUAUAUUGGUAAUUACCCCUUAAAAUGCUAAUAAUUGAGUUUGACAUAAUAUUUUCAAGAAUAAUUUUUUUCUCUGUCCCUUAGUUAUUGUGAUUGACAGUUGACAAAUUAAAGCUUGCAAAAAAUUGCAAUAUAAAUCUAAAAAUCGGCUGUUUCGGCAUUUCCUUAAAAUCUAAUAACUACAGCCAAAUAUGAGGCCUUUUCUUUGGCCCACCCUGUAUAUAAAAUAUAAAUAUACACACAUAAUUAAAGUAAAGAAAUUUUAAUAACCAGACCCUACCUGAUUCAUUCCUUAUCACACAUGAAGAAACGACAUACAGGAUUUUCCUAUCGUUAGAUAACCAAGCUUGCCAAACAUGCAAGCAAACCAACCACUUAACAAAAAACUGCCCAAUGUCUACUGCAAUUACAACGGAUAAUCCAACAUCAAAUAAUACAUUUCCAAACACAGACCCGAUUGAAAAAACAACUAAUCCACCAAUCCAAAAAACUCAGACAAACACUCAUCAACAACAGUCGAAAGAAGAAAACGUACAACAAAAAACCCAAUCUCUAAAUACCCAACAGCAAGAACCACACCUACACCCUACCAAAGAAGAUUCUUAAACAACAAACGACCAAAAAAUUGAUCUAGAAAAUAAGGCAAUGCAUAUAAACACAGAUAAAGCACAAAACAAACGCACAAUAUCCCAAAUCUCUCCAACAACUACCACUUCUACAGAGGAACCUAUUUUCAUUACACCAAAAAAUAAAAAAAAUAAAAUCAUAUCAAAAUAUCACACCAAAAAAAACACUGGAGGAAAUGCUAAGUUACACUAAAAUAUUAUUUGAUAAUUCAAACUCCAACUACCCUAUAAAUUACGAACAGUAAUUAGACUUUUUUGAAAACUGCGAGAACUCACCAGACCCCUUGAGUAUCGCAAAAAUGUAUACAGAAGAGACAGCAGAAGUCACAAUACUAUUAUCUGAUAUAUACCCUUACCUGAAGGAUCGAAAAAUUAAAGGCAAAUGCACUAGAAUAAGAAAUAAAAUAUUAAAGCAAGACAUUCACACUGACACAGACAGUGACGCAUCUACAGAUACUUAUUAAUACAUAAUCUUCAACUCUCUAAUUCAAUGGAAUAUAAAUGGGUAUUAUACCCAUUUAGAAAUGUUAAAAUUAUUAAUUUCAAAACAUAAACCUAGUUUAAUAUGUUUACAAGUCAAGAAACCAAUUUCAAAAAUAACAAAACUCACAACUUAAAGAACUUCAAUUGUUUCUUUAGAAACCGAGACCCCAUCAAGGCUAUACGAAGUCAACAAACACCCACAUCUUUGGAAACCAAAAAUAAAAGACAGAAGAGAACAAGUGAUACUUACCCGUCUCCGUAUUCGGCCAUACAAAACUUACUCAUGACUAUUUACUACAACGCAAAAAUAAACCAGUGUGUGAAGUGUGCAACAGUGAACUAACGGUAAAACAUUUUUAAUACAGUGUCCCAAAUAUAACAGUGAACGACGGAAGUAUAACAUACCCGUCUCCCUAAAAGAUGCCCUAGAAGAAAAUACACAUACUAAAAUAUAUUUUCGUACCUUAAAGACUGUCAAAUACCUCAAAAGAUCUAAAACCCAUAUUGUAACACACAUAUCAUUAUUAACUUAUGUAUAUACAUUGUUUAUAUAAAUUAUUGUUACAUUAACCUAAAUGCGCUAAUGAUCUUGCGUGGUCGUUGCGUUAUUAUAAUAAAAAAAAAAGAAAUUUUCAUGAUUUUCUUCAAAUUUUGUUCAUAAAAUCGAUAUUAUCCUGUCAUUCUAUGGAAAUGGCAGGAUUCCGAAAUUCAUUCAUUCAUUUUUUUUUCCUAUGGAAAAUCUAAUUUUAACCAGAAAAUUUGACAGGAAACCCGUGGAUUUUUCCACAAAUUGUAAGUACCUCCUCUAACCUUCGAGUAUUGCAAAAGGUAGGGCAAGGGAAAAUCGUGGGUGAACUUGUAUCUAAUAUCUCCCGGUCUAUAUUAUAAUGUAGGUUUUAUUUUUAUUUUAUAUCCGAAUAAUAUUCUCACGUCUAUCAAAUUUCGAAUGUGGGUUAACUAUACUGAUGAUUCUGCACAUUAAAAUCUAGAGGUGACCAUGCGGGCUAUUAGUGUUGAGUGCCCAUAUACAAUUUUCAAAAUGUGAAAAGCUCCAUCAUGCAUGAACAGUAUACGUCUUCUAAUUAGGAGAGAUUUUACUUUUAAAAUAGCCUGAAAUUUCAAAAGCGGCAGGUUUUUUCAGAUAAUCAUAAUAUUGACUUCCUUAGCAAACAAUAUAACAAAAUUUAAAUUGCUACUUGCCUUUUGUUCUAAACAUUUUUGACUAUACUGCAUACGGAGAGGAUAAUUAUGAAGUAGUAAGACUUCAACACUUUGGGUAUAAUGUAGAUACAAUAAAUUCUACACAUAGUUUCAAAAAUUUUGCAUCAGCCAAAAUUUUCGCUAUUAUUAAAUAUUUUCAGAAAUAAACUACUGAUUAAAACUACUGAUAGAGAUCAUUUAUAAAAAUAAAUAUCAAUACCUUGACAGAUACUUUUUUUUAAAUAGAUACUGUUUUUUUUAAUAAAUAAAAAAUUAAAAACUAAAAAUUUUUUUCUAAUUAAAAUAUAUUUAACAAUUUCAGGUACUUGUAACUUCAUGAUUGGUUCUAUGAGGAGCCCUUCGGGCAUGAAGAGCUUUGGAGAGCACAUCCCAUGUAUGUUGUCUUAAUAUAGUCAUUAAUAGUAGGGGAGUAAAGUAUGCUAAAUUUGCAGUCACUCGAGCGUUAUGGGGACCAAUUCGGUUGUGAUUAUUAGGACCUAAAAUAAAAAAAAAUUAAGUAAAAUUUUCAAUUUUAGCGGUCGCUUGCCAUUUUUUAAUUUAAUUUUCCUACAAUGGUUUUUUCCGAUUAUAGCUCCAUCUAUCCAUAAUUUGAAAAAAUGUUUCGAAUAAAAGUUGUUUAUUUUUACGUAAAGAAUCCAAAUCUGUAAUAAAAAUUUGGGGGUCCCAUUUAAGAUUUUAAAGUAACCCCCCACCCCGCCCCCGUGGUGGAUCUCGUGAUUGAUAUCAUUCGAUAGAUUUUUCAAAACAAUUUUGAAAGUGUAUUUUGCUGUUUUUCUAUCUGAUGUUUAUUUUUCGAAAUAUUGCGGGGUUUGUAUUUUAAAUUUUAAAUUUACUCCCCACCCCUCUCCGUGGGGUGUCAUGUUUAGUACCAUCCGAUAGAUUUUUGAAAAAUAUUGAAGCCGUAUUUUUUUUGUUUUUCGAUCUUACGUUCAUUUCGCGAAAUAUUCGCUUUUCUUUUGUGAAAUUUUUGACUCACCCAUUUCCUUGCGCCCCGCUCAAAUCGUCAGAUUUUUUAAAUAUACACUCUCUUGCAUGUACUUAACUUACCUUAUCUUAAUCUGAGAAUUUCGAGUAUUUUAACCAUAGAUUUUUUUUGGGCCCCCUUAACGAACCUAUCUGUGUUAAGAGCCAGUAUAUGGUAAAGGUACACCUGCAGGGUACCAGGCUUCUCCCAUAUGAUAAUCUGACGCGCUCGAGUAACUGCAAAAAUCCCCGCUUGGGCUCCCCUACCAUAAGUGCUUUAUUCCUAUUUUGGGCGGGCGUUAUUAUCCAUAAAUACACAUUUUUUACGCACAGCUCCUCACCAUAUUGUCGCAUGAUCUAUAUGUGUUUUUGAUCCAACUGGAGGCGAGACCUGUUAUACCCUGUUCUUCCUCUGAUAUUGCUUCCAUAAAAAUAGCUUCGCUGUACAGAUUUAAUAACAAUGGAGACAACACGCGUCAACAGGUAUCUAACACCUUUUUUGAUUUCUAUAGUUUCCGUUUCGAAAUUUUCGAUUUUAACCCUUGCUUUUUGAUUCCAGUACAGAUUGACAAUAACCCGUAUAUCUCGACUGUCUACAUUCUUUUCUUUUAAAAAAUCUACGAGUUUCUGAUGUCGUACUCUAUCAAAAUCCUUUUGAUAAUCUAUAAAGCAAACAUAGAGAUCCUGAUUCUUAUCUCGUCAUCCUUGCGCGAGAACGUUAUAAGCGAACCGAGCCUCUCUCGUUCCUAGUCCUCCUCCUCUAAAUCCAAACUGGUUGUCAUCUAUAUCUUCUUCUAUUUUUUGUAUAUAAUUUAUAUAUUUGAAUAAAAGUAUAUAACAUAACUCGUGAAUACGAGGGGUGAUGCAUAACUUUUAAAACUAUAUGUCUUUUAAAAUCUGCCAAACUGUUUUUUAACUAAUAUUUAUUUGUUAUGGUACACCUGAAAUAUACAGUGAGCACGUAAAGGUUGGAAUAAAUUCAUUUUCUCGAGAAUGGACGAUUUUGGAAAAAAAUCCCAGAACAGGUCAAUUUUUAUUUUUAAAUUACAACUUUUUGGCAUAUAUAUCAUACUAGUGAUGUCACCCAUCUGGGCGUGAUGACGUCAUCGAUGAUUUUUUUAAAUGGUA